Messenger RNA from Anopheles coluzzii, 2008 nucleotides. Its product is annotated as serine protease 27-like. Gene Ontology annotation, molecular function: serine-type endopeptidase activity. NCBI's taxonomy places the organism in Eukaryota, Metazoa, Arthropoda, Insecta, Diptera, Culicidae. Gene Ontology annotation, biological process: proteolysis. The transcript has 2 exons. The coding region runs from base 833 to 1852 and encodes 339 amino acids. The record is from RefSeq and is a predicted model, not a curated record.
UGAGUUACAAAAACACAAUUGCAUGUAGGCGCCGCAUUGUGACGGUCAGUGAAAAACACGAGCGCACGAGUUUACAGGACGUUUCCAUUCACGUGUUCUUUGCCUCAAGUUUUAAGUAUCCCCUGGCCAGAAAGGUCUUAUCUACAGGGACGUGCUUUACCGGUUAAUCAUGCUAAAGAUCAGGUCACGCAUUUCUCUGCGUGCGUCCCUUUGCGUUUGCGUUCUUUCAGCAAAAAUAGUUGGCGAAUUUCUUCGCAAUGUGGUAGAAACUAACGAUAUCUUAAACAGUUAUUCGCCUUAUCGCGGAAGCCACCCAAAGUUGGAAUCGAGUAUGUGAUACAACACGUUCUUAACAUGCCACUUUUGACGCUGGAAAGAAAAUUCCGGAGUUGCAAAAAUUUUCGUGCUGUCAUUUUUACAACAUCCACUUACGCAAGAAUUUACGGCAAAGAAUAUGUCCAGACACGAACAAGGAAGACACGGGGGAUGCCACAAUCCAUCGCUCCGGCGAGAAGGGGCGCGCAUACUUACGCAAUCGUAAAUUUGUGCAAAAAUGUCUGUUAUGCUCGUUUCACUUCCGCGAUAGCCUUGCGAUAGUGAGUCUGUCUUGGUGUCGGAGCAUUUCUAAUGCCUCCUAAUGCCGUUUCCAAGUGGUACCAACACCGACCUUCGCAUCUUUUUGAAUCCCGGACGGGGCGACAAUGAUCGCUCUAAAUUGGACGGAAUUAUCCUCAAUCGAGCUCGCUGCCGGAGAAAGAUCAGCACAUUGGAGUGCAAAGUGUGCCCGCCCGGCAUAUCAGUAUAAAACCUGUACUGAUAGCGUGCGGACGGAAUGGUUACUCGGCGACCAACGAUGUCGAUCCGCAGAUCCGAACGGAUACGGUGUGUAACCCUGCUGGCACCGCUGCUGCUGGCGCUCUUCCUUGCGGCUGUCCCAACUGCCAGUGCCCAUCAGUGUUUCUGUGGUGUGCGCCGAGCGCAGAACGAAACGAUCUACCCGGACGUACCGAUCGAACCGGGCGAGUGGCCAUGGCACACGCUCAUCUACUACUGGUCCGGCUCGCGGCUUGACCCACCGGCCAAGAUCUGCGAGGGUGCACUCAUCGACGAGCGGUUCGUGCUGGCCGCGGCCCACUGUCUGACCGUGCGCGGCAGUUCCGAUGGCGAGCUGCUGCCCUCGGAUCAGCUCGUUGUGCACGUCGGCGUUGUGUCGGUGCAGCAGGAUAACGAGCGUUCGCGACGAUUCCAAGUGCGCAAUGUGACGGUGGAAGAUGAGUCGGACCUGGCACUGAUCGAGCUGCAGCUGGGUGAGCCGCGAACCGCCGUACCGAAGCUGAUGCCCGAUUCGAGUGCCUCCAGCGACGAGGAUGGCAGUGGCGGUGGUGUCGAUGUGGCGGAAAAUUUGCAACCAGUGGUGGCUGAUAGUGGCGGUUGGAAACCAAUUCCAGUGUGUCUGGUCGAUGCACUCGAUCUGACCACCCUGUAUGGCACGGAAAUGUACAUACUGAACCAGAGCCAGCGGAAUCGCCUGGGGGGCUAUGAGCCGGUACGGUUAAUACUGAACGAAUUUCUGCUCUGCUCCGGAUCUACGCUCGCCAUGAAGUCACGGUCGAUCAAUGGAACGACCGUUUCCUUCACCAUCAAAGAUCUCAACCUACCGAGCAACGAUAGGGGCACGGCACUAUACUUCAAGCACCAGGGCACGUGGAGCCUGCUCGGCUUUACCGUGUCCCGGGCCAGCCGCCAAUGGACGCCCGGUUCCGUCUGUCUGCCGAACGAUAUCAUUUCCUUCGAUUGUCUCUAUCCGGCACUGGACUGGGUGAUGGAAAACUUUGGCGACACCAACAGCUAGGGCUACGGAUGGUGGAAAAGUGCUAUUGUGUGUGGGUUUUGGACCGACCGAUCGGUCGGUACUGGUGCUUGCCGCCCAAAGCCUCUGGUGAAACAAUAAAUAGCGAUUGUGCCAUGCGGAGGGUCGCUAUACCACUCGGUCGCUAAAGAUCUUCAA